Acanthaster planci (crown-of-thorns starfish) is the source of this 2030-nucleotide messenger RNA. RefSeq names its product NADPH oxidase 5-like. Gene Ontology annotation, biological process: defense response; superoxide anion generation. NCBI's taxonomy places the organism in Eukaryota, Metazoa, Echinodermata, Asteroidea, Valvatida, Acanthasteridae. Gene Ontology annotation, cellular component: plasma membrane; NADPH oxidase complex. Gene Ontology annotation, molecular function: superoxide-generating NAD(P)H oxidase activity; calcium ion binding. The record is from RefSeq and is a predicted model, not a curated record.
UGACCUGCUUCGAGUACAGUGACGUGACCUGAUGCUAGCCGAGACAGCGCUGAAGGCCGAGACUUCCUGAGGACCACCUCAAGUUACCGGCCAAGCACACUGUCAAGCACACCCACCAUUAUAUGAGUCAAUAUAUAGCUAAAACUGUGCUACUACUUCCUCAAAUUGACCUGGACCAGGGGCUCUAUGGUAUGGCACACUGGAGCUCUCUAAAUGUUUUGGACGCCGACGCAAAGUGGUUGGUGUGGGCCGAGUCACGCUUUGCGUCUAUCGCGGGCAAAGACACGGACAUGGACCGGGAGAGCUUCAAGAAUGCUUUGGACGUACGAAAUGUAUUUUUCGCCGACCGGUUCUUUGAUUUGUUGGACAAUGAUCACAGUGGGACGGUUUCCCAGCGGGAAAUGAUGGACGGUCUUUUCCUUCUUACCAAGGGAACCAAAGAGGAAAAACUCCGGUUCUUCUUUGACGUCUACGACUUAGACGAAAAUGGAACCAUCGAGAAAAACGAGCUGCGAGCUCUGUUGAAGACGGGAGUGGAGGAGAGUUCGUUGCAACUCAGUGAUGGGAAAGUAGAUCAUCUAACGGAAACGCUGUUUAACACUGCAGACCAAAACAGCGAUGGCUCCAUCUCAUUUGAUGAGUUCAUGACAGCACUUAAGCGGUACCCAGAUCUGCUGGAAAAUUUCUCAAUCGGUGCAGCAGCUUGGCUUAAAGACUCUCGACCCAAGAGACGAGGUUGCAGAGGUAUACCCUGGUUACGGGUGAACUACUUGCAGAAUAAUAUCCAACGAAUCGCACUACUUCUGAUCAUAAUCGUCGUGACUGGUGUCCUCUUUGCAGAGGCUGCCUACCGCCAUUCAUUUAACCCGGAUUCUAACUGGUGUUUUCUGAUUGCUCGUGGUUGUGGUCAGGCUUUGAACUUCAACUGCGCCAUUAUCGUCCUCAUGAUGCUUCGUAAAACUUUGAGUUUUCUGAGGUCGUCGACCUUGCUGAUGCAAAUCCUACCCUUUGACGACAACAUUAUGUUUCACAAAUUUAUCGGGUACCUAGCUGCAAUCCUAGCACUCACACACACCUUGGGUCAUGUUGGCAAUGCAUUGAUCUUAGAGACAUACAAGAACUUCACGGCAGUCGAACUGUUAUUCACCAACCCUACCCUCCUACCAGUCGGGCUCCGAGUGGGCAAGCUUGUUGGAAGUGCCUUCAUCACAGGAUGGAUCCUAGACAUUGUCUUCUUGAUUCUCAUCUUGGGGUCACUGAGCUACGUCAGGCGGUCGGGCCAUUUUGAGAUUUUCUACUGGACUCACAAGAUCUGCUACUUUCUCUUCUGGUUCCUGCUAAUCUUACACGGUCCAGUGUUCUGGGCGUGGUUUGUUGGCCCUCUCAUCCUCUUUCUUCUUGAGAAGUUCAGUAACCUUCAAAUCAUCCGGCGCCUUCGCCAUGGGAAGACGUAUAUCAAGGAGGCAAACCUGCUACCCUCGGGAGUGACACAUUUGGUCAUGACCAAGCCGCGUCACUUCAAGUACAAAGCAGGGGACUACGUUUUUAUCAAGAUUCCUGAAAUAGCAAUGAACGAAUGGCACCCGUUUACCAUUAGCAGUGCUCCGGAACAGGCAGGUCAUUACUUGUUGCAGGUGGAUUUUAUUUGGUUGAAUCGAAACCACACGGCCUUUGAGUGGUUCGUAGACAUGCUGUUGAAUCUGGAGCAGGGGCAGAGUCAGUACUCGUUGGAUCGGUUCUUGGAUAUCCCUCUAUUCAUGACAGGCAUACAGCGCUUUGACAUGAAGAAUUUUGGCCUCCAGAUGGCGCUAGACUUGGUCCAUGAGCAGGAAAACAGGGACUUGUUGACUGGACUACGAACUAAGCUGCAGGCAGGAAGACCCAACUGGAAUAAGCUCUUCAAGAAGAUUAAGGACGAGGAUAAGGGAAGAGUGUCGGUGUUCUUCUGCGGUUCGCUGGCCUUGGGAAACGUCAUCAAUAAACAAUGCCAGAAGUUCGGCUUCAUAUUUCAUAAAGAGAAUUUUUAGAGC